Molecule: messenger RNA, 2185 nt
Organism: Cuscuta europaea
Lineage: Eukaryota; Viridiplantae; Streptophyta; Magnoliopsida; Solanales; Convolvulaceae
Source: the annotation of a GenBank genome assembly
ACGAACAUUUCAUUAAGUGGAUAAAAGCAAAACCAAGUCCUCAUCUCAUUGAAUUAAACUCAUAAAGGUUGUUUAUCUUAGUGUUUUUAAAUCAAACAAAUCUAAACCCCCUUGUUACUACUUAUAUAAAAGAAAAGUAUUCCUUUCCCUGUGGAUACGAACCUUACUACAUUAUACUACGUAUUAGUGUCGUAUUGAUUAAUUAUUUUGAGUGCACCUCACGACAAGUGCACGUCACUUGUUGUAGAGCUCACAGUCAAGGAUGGCUAUCUGACUGUGGUCAGCCACCAAUCUCCAGGAGUGCAUGGGUUUCACUGCUUUGCAUCACCAAUAUGCAUACCGGAUUUGGAACUAAGAUUGUCCACCCCGGAGGCCUGUUGCUGUCAACCAGCUUUAUUGGAUGGUUUUCAUCAGCCUGCUAAGAGCUGCCGACCUGAAGGAAGAUAUGAGAGGCUCUGGGAUGAAUCAGCCUCACCGGGAAGACACACCACUGACCUGUAAUUCAGCCGACCUGGAAGCAACGCCUACUGCCUGGGGGCAGUUUAGGUGGAAGGUAAGCAAAGUCCACUCUCUAGAGCCAUCGCCUGAAACCUCCACGACCCAGAAGGUAUACAUCUGCCCAUCCGCGAGCGACGCCCGGCCUGGGGCGGCGAGUGAUGUUCCGCUCGAGUUCAUCCACUGGUCCGGGGAAUCAAUCGACCUGCUGCAAUCCUGCUGCUACCGUUUAUCGAUCCACCUAGGAAGCUGUAAUGGAAGUCACUGCCGCCCGGAAGCCAUCACUACCUCGGAGUCGUCGCCACCUAAAUGUUCUCCACCGACCUGGGGGGCUAUCCGUCCGCCCUGGAGGUUAGGGUUGUGGUAGGAGAUCAACAACCUGCUGGACGUCAGGCGAAGAUGACGCCGGCCAGAGAGAAAGCUCAUUCGACCUGCAUGAUUCAUGGCGGACCUCUGGUCUGUUACAAAACGACGCCACCCACCUGCAGACCUGCAGCCAUAACCUGCCAAGCUCUAAUUCGUCCUGGAUGAAUCAAAGGAAAUCAAUCACAAGUAUCACUGUGCUUACAUCAUCGCCGAGCUGUGAGUCGCCGUCUUCACCCCUUGGUAGCCGUCGCCUGCCAUGACUGCCGACCUGAUAGACGAAUCCGUCCGAUCUAAAAGAGCAAAUCAUGGCAUUUGGUUGUCCAUCCUAUGAGGAUUCUGUGAACCGAGACAUGGAUGCCAUCACUUCGCAGCCCAUGAGAGUAGCCGAUUUGUCCGAGGAACAGGAUGAGGUGCUAGGGAUGAAGCACACAUGCUUGGGCUUGGCUCUGUUUUCGGCCUGCGGUGCGUACUACCCGGUUUCAAUGAAAGAGAAGAGUAAGGUAAACAAAAAAAUCAAAAGUAAAAAAUUAAACAACAACAAUGAAAUAAAAAAAAGGCAUAGAAAAAACUUGGGUGUAAAUUUGGGUGCCAACUCUAAUGGAAGCCCACGACUCCCGAGCUCUUUCAAGUUGGCAGCUAACUUGAACUACUCCCUCUUAGCUGAGUCUACUACUCGACUAAGGGAGUGGGGGACUCGUGAUGGGGUUACAGGACUGGCCCAGAGCCUAAUCGGCCCAGGCCCCAAACUUGGACCAGCAAGCCCAGGCCUAGUGACCCAGAGCUCGAGUCGGCCCAACCGAUCAGGCCCAUCAAAGAGCGGAAGCCCAAGACGGCCUACCUUCCAGCCCGACCAGCAGCCUGCCUCCAGCCCAUCUAGGAGCCUGCCUUGCAGCCCGGCCAGCAACCUGACUACAGCCCAGCAGAGAGCCUGCCUUGCAGCCCGGCCAGCAACCUGCCUACAGCCUAGCAGGGAGCCUGCCGUCCAGCCCAGUGGGGAGCCUGCCUUCCAGCCCUGCCAGGAGCCUGUCCUCCAGCCCAGUGGGGAGCCUGCCUUCCAGCUCAGUGGGGAGCUUGCCUACCGGCCCAACCGAAAGCCUGCCUUCCAGCCCAGCGGGGAGCCUGCUUACCGGCCCAACCGGAAUCCUGCCUUUCGGCCUAACGAGGAGCCUUUCCUCCAGCCAGUGGGAAGCCUAUCCUCCAGCCCAGCGGGGAGCUUGCCUUCCAACCCAGCGGAAGCCUGCCGCCCGAGGAGCUCAAGCGUUCUGCCUGCUAGCCAGCCAGGAAGAGUAACGACCAACAAUCAAUGCGCUAUUAAUUAUGUAUU